AUGGCUACCAAGGCAAAACCCUCCGAAGCCAAAGUCCCUGUACUCAAAGGGAAAGAAGCCGAGGACAAAGUCCUCGAGUACAUGAAAAAGAUGAAUCGUCCCUUCGGAGCCGUCGAUGUCUCCGCAAACCUCAAGGGCUCCGUCCCGAAGGCUGCUGCUCAGAAGAUUCUCGUCUCUCUCUCUGAGCGCGGAGAACUUGUUCAGAAGACGUGUGGCAAAACCACAUUCUUUGUCGCCAAUCAGGCUAAUUUGGAGGAUAUGCCUACUGAGAAGCUGGCGGCGCUGGAAAGUGAAUACAAGAAUAUGGACGAAAAUAACAAGCAGCUUGUUGUGGAAACGAAGAUGUUCAGUACCGAGGUCAACAGAUUGAGAAGCACGCCCACAGACAAGGAGCUGGCCAGCGAGAUCGUGAAGGUUGCGGAUGCGAUUGAGAAGGCGCAAGCGCACCUGGAGCCUCUACGCGCAGGUACACGCCUGGUAUCAGCGGAAGAGACUGCGCAGUUAGACUCGGAGUGGACGCGGUGGCGAAAUGAAUGGACCCGUCGCCGGAAGAUCUUUUUGACGUUCUGGUCCCUGGUCACGGACACGCUCACGCCCCAGCAGGCGACGGAGCUAGGGGGUGACCUAGGAAUAGAACACGACACAGCCGAGCACGGAGUCCUCGAGAAGGGGGCGCUUUGCUCGACGGGAAGCGUGCUGGGGAAGAGACGAAGAUGAG
Molecule: messenger RNA, 718 nt
Organism: Dichomitus squalens LYAD-421 SS1
Lineage: Eukaryota; Fungi; Basidiomycota; Agaricomycetes; Polyporales; Polyporaceae
Product: TBPIP-domain-containing protein
Exons: 7
Coding region: 1-717 (238 amino acids)
Biological process (GO): meiotic joint molecule formation; meiotic strand invasion involved in reciprocal meiotic recombination; homologous chromosome pairing at meiosis
Cellular component (GO): DNA recombinase auxiliary factor complex; condensed nuclear chromosome
Molecular function (GO): recombinase activator activity; double-stranded DNA binding
Source: RefSeq, a predicted model, not a curated record